GUGGACCGAAUCAAUGAUCGAAUGACGUCAAUAUAACGGAAGGAACUGAGAGACUUGUCAAGUUUUGUUUUUAUGGAGAUAUAUACUUUCGUUAAUAACUGAAGAGUUUGUAAGCAAACACACUAUUGAUAUAAUCAAUUAUGUCUGAAUCGUACGAUUUUCUUUUUAAAUUUCUGGUUAUUGGAAGUGCUGGAACUGGAAAGUCAUGUUUGUUGCAUCAGUUUAUUGAAAAUAAAUUUAAAGCAGAGUCUAACCAUACAAUUGGAGUAGAAUUUGGGUCCAAAGUAGUGAAUGUUGGAGGCCGUUCAGUGAAAUUACAGAUAUGGGAUACAGCAGGGCAGGAAAGAUUUAGAUCUGUAACAAGAAGUUAUUACAGAGGUGCUGCAGGUGCAUUAUUGGUUUAUGACAUUACUAGCCGUGAAACAUAUAAUGCUUUAACAAACUGGUUAACAGAUGCAAGGACUUUGGCAAGUCCAAAUAUAGUCAUUUUAUUGGUUGGAAACAAGAAAGAUUUGGAAGAUGAUAGAGAAGUAACAUUUCUUGAAGCAAGUCGAUUUGCACAAGAAAAUGAAUUAAUGUUUCUAGAAACAAGUGCAUUAACAGGAGAAAAUGUUGAAGAAGCAUUUCUUAAGUGUGCUAAGACCAUUUUAGCUAAGAUUGAAUGUGGUGAAUUAGAUCCUGAAAGAAUUGGAUCUGGAAUCCAAUAUGGUGAUGCAUCCUUGAGGAGGCUUAACAGACAGCAACAGCAACGACGACCAGAAUGUGCCUGUUAAAAAUUUAAGAAAAAUGUCUGCCAGCACAUUAGACAUUUCUUGUGCUUAUCUCCUUUUUAGUCAAUAAAUCUCAUUUUGUGAUUAUUUCUAAUGGAACUAUUCAGUUUUGUCUUUCCUCUGUUUUCCUAAGUGUAAUAUUAUGUUUAAAGAUCAUAAAUUUUGUAAUUGCACAGAAAUAAUUAUUUUUCCAUCAUGAGAAUCUUGAUAAAAGAUAUAUGGACUCUAAAAUACAUCUCAUUUUGAUUUUGCUUAGAAUUUAUUAAAACUGAGUAAUUGAAUGUUCUCUCAAGAUGCUUGAUAUGAGAUCAGCAGUCAAUAGAUUCAUAAA
This is a messenger RNA of Centruroides sculpturatus (bark scorpion), 1101 nucleotides long. RefSeq names its product ras-related protein Rab-4B. The record is from RefSeq and is a predicted model, not a curated record. NCBI's taxonomy places the organism in Eukaryota, Metazoa, Arthropoda, Arachnida, Scorpiones, Buthidae. The transcript has 7 exons. Gene Ontology annotation, biological process: regulation of endocytosis; Rab protein signal transduction. Gene Ontology annotation, molecular function: GTP binding; GTPase activity. Gene Ontology annotation, cellular component: endosome. Bases 141 to 773 code for a protein of 210 amino acids.